AUGAACGCAACCAAUCAACAGAUCAGGAAGAAGUGGAUCGACGAAAGUCAUGACGACACCGAAGCGAUCCGCAAACUGGUGGGAGAGGCGUUGCCCGGCUGCGCUUCCGUGUUGGUUCUGAGAGGAGAUCACCAAACCAUUAGCUUGGACGACCUGCUGGCUCUGGGCCGUUGUGGAGGCAGCUUCCUGGAGCUGUCAAAGCUGCUGGCCACCCUGGAGGAGGUUCCGUUGGGAAUCCUUUUCAGCCCAAACACCGCCACGCUGGCUGCGAUCUUGGCUUUGCCGAACAAACACUUGUCCGGAUUGGCCCAAGAAGUUUUGGAGAAACGCAAGGGCGCGUGGAUUGAUUUCUCGCUAGACGAUUCAGGAGCCCCAAAGAACCCCACCAACUACUCCCUUAACUUUGUUCGCAUACUCAAUUUGAAGCACAGCAAUUAUCUGACGGAAGAGGAAGGGGAGUUUCGCGAUCACUAUCUCCGAAUCGAAAAGGUGCUUCGAAAUCACGACGCCGUGAUUUCAGUUGUGACAGGGACGAUCAUGAAGGAGCCGCGCCUUGACCUAACUUGGAAACGGGUGUGCACGGGCUGCGGGCAUCCCAGGUGCUUCACUAUCUUUCCGGGGACUUCAGAUUUGUGUGGCAUUUUUUUGGCUUUUCACGACCACACAUUGUCCUCCAACGUGCGCGAGAGGGGAAUGAGAACCGAAGAGGUCGUCGAGGUGGCCCCUGACAAGACGCACUGGGCCCAAUGCUCUGCUUGUAAAGCCAACUCCGGCGUCACCAAGAUCGAAGACUUGAACGUUCGUCCCAAAUGUCACUAUUGCAGAUUGCGACUACCUUGCCCAACGGUGGAAUGCCACCUCUGCCGCCACAAGUACGUGAGCCAGGACGGGGCCGCAGAGAAGGCAAUGAAAUCCGCCGUCUGUGCUGCAGACAGCACUACCGCACGGGGCCUGCGACUCCAAAAGGCCGACGGUGGUGGUGCCUUUGUGUGUCCUCGUUGCGUGUGUAAGCCCAAUGACAUGGUCCAAGAAGCCGAGGUAAAGUUAUCAGCUCUGCUGGAAGACAACAGUGUUUUGAGAACGUUGGUGCCUUUCGAAGAGUAUGAUGUCCUGGUUGAUGGAGCGUGA
Messenger RNA from Seminavis robusta, 1128 nucleotides. Lineage: Eukaryota; Bacillariophyta; Bacillariophyceae; Naviculales; Naviculaceae. The record is from the annotation of a GenBank genome assembly.